Strongyloides ratti is the source of this 1323-nucleotide messenger RNA. Its product is annotated as 26S protease regulatory subunit 4. Gene Ontology annotation, biological process: proteasome-mediated ubiquitin-dependent protein catabolic process. The transcript has a single exon. Bases 1 to 1323 code for a protein of 440 amino acids. NCBI's taxonomy places the organism in Eukaryota, Metazoa, Nematoda, Chromadorea, Rhabditida, Strongyloididae. Gene Ontology annotation, molecular function: ATP binding; proteasome-activating activity; ATP hydrolysis activity. Gene Ontology annotation, cellular component: proteasome regulatory particle, base subcomplex. The record is from RefSeq and is a predicted model, not a curated record.
AUGGGUAAUGUUCAAAAUAAAAAUGUACAACCUCCUGCACAUAUUGAUGCACCUAAGCAUGCUUCAAAUAAAGUAUCAAGAAAAAUUGUUCCUAUAGAUAGAUCAGAUGAUAUACUUGCAAAAGUUCCAAAAAUUUAUCCACAAAGAUGUUGUUAUUUAAGGUUAAAACGUAUGCAACGAGUUCAUGAUUAUUUAAAAAUGGAAAAAGAUUAUGUAAAAGUAACAUCUAAAAAUCAAAAAUUUGAUAAAAAUAUUAUUGAAGAUAAAAAAACUAUUAAUAAACUUCGAGGAAAAGUUGUAGGAAUUGGUAAAAUACUAGAACUUUUUGAGGAUGAAAAACAUGCUAUUGUAUCAAUGUCACACUCAAAAAGAGAAUUUUAUGUACCAAUUUUAUCAAUUGUUGACAAAUCUUUAUUAAGAAUUAAUUCAACAGUUCUUGUUAAAGCUGGUGGUACAUCAAAAAAUAUACCUGUAGCAGUUGUUGGUGUAUUAAAAAAUAAUGAUGAUGAAACUAUUAAUACUUAUAAAGUAACUAAAAAACCAAAAGAAACAUUUAGUGAGAUUGCUGGAUUAGACCAACAAAUAAUUGAGUUAAGAGAAGCUGUAGAAUAUCCUUUAACUCACCAAGAAUUAUAUGAUCAAAUGGGAAUAAAUAGUCCCAAAGGUGUUAUAUUAUAUGGCCCACCUGGGACAGGAAAAACAUUAUUAGCUAAAGCAAUUGCUAAUUCAACAAAUGCAACAUUUUUAAGGGCUUGUGGUAGUGAUCUUGUACGAAAAACUUCUGGUGAAGGUCCAAAACAAAUAAGAUAUCUUUUUGAGAUGGCUAAACAAUAUGCACCAUGUAUUUUAUUUUUAGAUGAAAUAGAUGCUAUUGGAACAAAACGUUUUGAUACAUCUUGUAAGGGUGAAAAAGAAAUUCAACGUACAAUGUUAGAACUUCUUAAUCAAUUAGAUGGUUUUGAUGAUCGUGGAGAGGUAAAAAUAAUAAUGGCAACUAAUAGAAUAGAAUCACUUGAUCCUGCAUUAAUAAGACCAGGAAGAAUAGAUAGAAAAAUAGAGUUACUUCAACCAGAUCAAAAAUCUAAAUUACGUAUUUUUAAAAUACACUCAGGUCAAAUGAAUUUGGACAAAGAUAUAAAUUUUGAAAAAAUAUUGUCAAAAGAAAAAAAUAUGAGUGGAGCUGAGAUUAAAUCUAUAUGUAGUGAAGCUGGAAUGUUAGCAUUACGUAACUUUCGUAAAAUUGUAAAAAUGAAUGAUUUUGAAACAGCAUUGAAAAAUAUAUUUCUUAAAACAAAAAUAGAAAAAGAAGAAAUUUAUUUAUAA